Messenger RNA from Syngnathus typhle (broad-nosed pipefish), 1849 nucleotides. Its product is annotated as fascin-2-like. The record is from RefSeq and is a predicted model, not a curated record. Gene Ontology annotation, biological process: actin filament bundle assembly; establishment or maintenance of cell polarity; cell migration. Gene Ontology annotation, molecular function: protein-macromolecule adaptor activity; actin filament binding. The transcript has 5 exons. Lineage: Eukaryota; Metazoa; Chordata; Actinopteri; Syngnathiformes; Syngnathidae. Gene Ontology annotation, cellular component: actin cytoskeleton; cytoplasm. Bases 123 to 1598 code for a protein of 491 amino acids.
GAUAAGUAGCUAUCUAUGACUUAAAGGUAGAGGAGAAGCAGUUUGGAGUUUUUCAUUUGGAGCGUCUUGCUCGGUUUCUUUCUGUUUUCCUGUCGUCCUUGGAAUCCAAUCGUGUGGCAAAGAUGCCCACCAACGGAAUCAACAAAGCCUUGAAGCUCCAGUUUGGGCUCAUCAACUACGAAAACCGCUACCUAACAGCAGAGGCCUUUGGCUUCAAGGUGAACGCUUCUGGCACCAGUAUGAAGAAGAAGCAGAUCUGGACCUUGGAGCAGGACGAGCAGGACGGCCAGGUGGUUUUCCUUCGCAGUCACUUGGGACGUUACCUGGCGUCCGACAAGGACGGCAAGAUUAUGUGCGGGGCUGAAAGUCCCGACACCGAGUGCCGCUUUCAGAUCGUCCCCCGGUCUGAUGGCCGUUGGGCGCUACAGUCUGAGUCCUACCUCCGCUACUUUGGAGGCUCUGCCGACUACCUGUCCUGCUUUGCCCAGGUGAUUGGCGAGCAGGAGUUGUGGGCGGUCCAUUUGGCCUUGCACCCGCAGGCCAGUUUGCUGAGCGUGGCGCGGAAACGCUACGCUCACCUGUCAGCCUCCGACGGCGAGAUCUCGGUGGACAGCAACAUCCCCUGGGGGGUGGACUCCUUGGUCACCUUGGUCUACCAGGACGGCAAGUACAGCCUGAAAACCUGCGACGGGCGUUUCCUGAGUAAUGAUGGCAAACUCGUCAAGGGGAACACCAACGCGACCAGUUUCACGCUGGAGCUGAAAUCAGGCAAGCUGGCCUUCAAGGACUGCGACGGCAAAUAUCUGACCCCGGUGGGUCCCACAGGAACGCUGCGAUCCGGCCGAUGCUCCAAGCCGGGCAAGGAUGAGCUCUUUGACCUUGAAGAAAGCCACCCGCAAGUCGUCUUUCAAGCCGCCAAUAACAGAUUUGUCUCCGUCAAGCAAGGUGUGAGCAUUUCAGCCAAUCAGGACGCAGAAACAGACAUGGAGACUUUCCAGAUGGAAAUUGACAAGAGGAGCAAAAAGGCCACGUUCAGGACAAACGGGGGAUCCUACUGGACUCUUGUGACUCACGGAGAGAUCCAGUCCACCGCAUCAGAAGUAGAGAUCAAUACAAUGUUCGACAUCGAGUGGCGAGGCCAGCGAGUGGCUCUCAAGGCUAGUAACGGCAAAUACGUCUGCACAAAGAAAAACGGGCAGCUCUCAGCAGUGAGCGAUGCAGUAGGCGAGGAUGAAUUGUUUCUGAUGAAGCUCAUCAACCGACCCAUGCUGAUCCUUCGCGGAGAGAACGGCUUUGUGUGUCACCACAAGAACUCCAACACUCUCAACGCCAAUCGAUCGGUCUACGACAUUUUCUCACUGAUAUUCAACGACGGAGCCUACAACGUGCAAUGUGUGACUGGAAAGUUCUGGUACGUCUCCAGUAGUGGCCUCGUGUGCUCGGACGGAGAUAAGGCUGAAGAUUUUUUCUUGGAGUUCCUGGAACACGGGCGAGUAGCUAUCAAAGGUUCCAACGGGAAGUACCUUCGGGGAGACCAAGGAGGCACGCUGAUGGGCGAUCGCACUUCAGUUGAUGCAUCGUCUCUUUGGGAGUACUAAAACCUCAUCAAGUCAGUGUCCUAACACAGUGCAAGACCAUAAUGAGAAGCAUGAAGAAGCUGCUGCUGUCAGCUCACACAAAGUGGAUUGGCUGGCUAACAUUUUCAUGCCAUCUUUUUAUACCAGCAGCCAGAAGACGCCCAAUUGCAUUUUCCAGUCAAGACAUUUAGGGAGACGUGUGGUUUUGUUUAGUUUUUUUUUUUCAAAUGACCGCAUCAUUGGCAACAUGAUGGAAAAACACAACCAGUUAA